UGCUAUAGCAUCCGCUCACUGAUCACGUACCAUGGCGUCGACCAAGACACGGCCCAUCGAGAAGUUUGCAAAGGCCGCCUCCAAGUGCUCGGCAGAGGCGGCCGCGUACGGCAAAUGCGUGGUGGCUGAUUACAAUGCCGUGCAGAAAGACAUGUGCGCUAAGGAGUUCAUGAAGCUCAAGGACUGCUUCUUGGCAGCCUCCAAGAAACCUUAAUGGUGGUGGGGUUGCAGAAGAGCUACGUGGAUUAGGCGCACUGGGGUUGGCGUUCGCCCGGACGGCGGUGUCCAUAGGAAGAAAAACUUAUCAUUUGUAGAAAUCAUCAUAGACAUCAUAAACAUGUGUAAUUUUAUUCAGCAAACUAGCAAAA
This is a messenger RNA of Aspergillus ibericus CBS 121593, 368 nucleotides long. RefSeq lists its product as uncharacterized. Gene Ontology annotation, cellular component: mitochondrion. NCBI's taxonomy places the organism in Eukaryota, Fungi, Ascomycota, Eurotiomycetes, Eurotiales, Aspergillaceae. Gene Ontology annotation, biological process: mitochondrial respiratory chain complex I assembly. Bases 32 to 214 code for a protein of 60 amino acids. The record is from RefSeq and is a predicted model, not a curated record. The transcript is spliced from 3 exons.